Messenger RNA from Aspergillus chevalieri, 759 nucleotides. Its product is annotated as putative isochorismatase family hydrolase. The record is from RefSeq and is a predicted model, not a curated record. Lineage: Eukaryota; Fungi; Ascomycota; Eurotiomycetes; Eurotiales; Aspergillaceae. The transcript has a single exon. The coding region runs from base 1 to 759 and encodes 252 amino acids.
AUGUUCGACUUCCUAAAACCCUCCUCCCGAAACACUCCUCUCCCACCCCUCUCCUCCUCCCUCCCGACAGCCCUCAUUCUCCUCGACAACCAAGCCGCCUUCGCACACCCCUCCGGCCCGGCGUCUUCGCGCUCGAAUCCCCUUUUCGAAGUUAACCUGACCUCGCUCCUAGCCGCGUUCCGGGUUGCCCGUGAGAUGGCGCAGUCGCCAUCACAGUCGCCAUCGAUACUGCCGCUAUCCUCGAAGGACAAAGACGAAAGUAAUAGUAAAAAUGAUAAUGAGAAUAAUCUCGAGGUUGUACAUAUAUUCCAUACCUCGGAUAACCCAGCAAGUCCGCUGCAUCCGCAACAUCCUAUGAAGCUAAUUCGACCUCUUGACUUUGCGCGGCCGUUAUCAAGCGAUAAAAUUAGUGGCGAUGACGGAGGAGGCGCUGGGGAAACGGUCGUUUGGAAACCGCUCAACUCCAAGCCCAUCGGUCCUGAAUUAGAGGCAUACCUGCGGCAGCGUGGUUUCCGCCAGCUGAUAUUUGCUGGGCUAACGACUGAUCAUUGUGUUUCGACGACUGUGCGUGUUGCGGCGAAUCUGGGGCUUGCGGAUCCGGGAAGAAUUAUUGUCGUUGCGGAUGCUACGGCGGCUUGGGCCAAGGGUGGCAUUGAUGCAGAGACUGUGCAUAAUGUCUCGAUUGCCAGUUUGGAGGGAGAGUUUGCGGAGAUUAUGAGGACGGAGGAUGUCGUCAAGGCUUUGCGGAGGAUGAAAUGA